Molecule: messenger RNA, 816 nt
Organism: Pestalotiopsis fici W106-1
Lineage: Eukaryota; Fungi; Ascomycota; Sordariomycetes; Amphisphaeriales; Sporocadaceae
Exons: 3
Coding region: 1-816 (271 amino acids)
Source: RefSeq, a predicted model, not a curated record
AUGUCUAUCCAAGAGACUUUUCCGGACCCCCCUGAUGACCUGUUCAAGUGGGCUAGUCAUGGCCCCAACGAGACUAGGAGCCGGACUGCUAUGGGCUGGAUGUAUGAGCUUUAUGACACGAUGAGAUGUGGUUCGACAUAUGCUCAUGGAUCCUGGGGCUACACAGUAUUGCGCACCAUAUACUCUGACGAAUCCGAUCGGCUCUGGCCGAUUGCGUUGGCCAAGUUGAGACUCUGGGUUACUAAAUAUUUCAUCCAUUACGGCCGUCUUACAGAAAACAAACCUGAUGGGACCGUGAACUUUGAACUUGGCCGUCGCUUCGUCCUCGAGGUUGUCGAAAGCAAGGAGCUGGAAGCUCUCCAACUUCCCGACCUCGCCAAGGCGAAUCAAAAUGACAUCAAAUCCCUAACAGGAAUCUUCGACGCCUGGCUCCGCCAAGCUGUCAAGACCGACGAGGUCCAAUUUAAUCGCAACCCGAGAUUUGUGGAUUUCCUCAUUAUCGAUGAGGGCUCUCUUCGAUCCUUGGCCGCACUGCCCGAAGAGACGAUACCCUUGGCACCAAUAUCUAUGCAGGAGAGAAGGGCACGGACGACCGUUUAUGGUAGACCGUACCUCUGGUUAAUCGAUUCGCAAGCUGUGAGACGCUACCAAGGUAUAGACGAUAUGGAAAACUACAAUGGGUUAAUGAAGCUCAAAGCUCGCGAUAUCCCCUACGCUUGGUUUCAAAGAGCCCCUAGGUCGGAGGAUGAAUAUCACAUCUUUAAGCGCUCCGAGGCACCCGACGGAUCUGGUGUGUGGUUUGUAGGCUCCUUCUAG